Molecule: messenger RNA, 230 nt
Organism: Dentiscutata heterogama
Lineage: Eukaryota; Fungi; Glomeromycota; Glomeromycetes; Diversisporales; Gigasporaceae
Source: the annotation of a GenBank genome assembly
CUCCACCACUAUACGAUGCGCCAAUAGUAGGUGUAUAUCCUGAUAGUAAUAGUUAUUUUGCUACGAUUCCAUUUCUACCAGCUUCGAACUCUGAAUUAAAUAUUGUUUCUGAUGCACCCAUGACGCCAGAAGAAACUAACCCUCCUUUAUCCAAUGAAAGGCUCACUUCGUUGAAUGACGAUGAUGGAAAUUGGGUGGUGUUGAAAAAAUUAAAAAGAUUAGUGCUCUAA